CAAGUCUUCAAUCUCCAAAAAUCCACCUCCACAAUCUCCUCUCGACUUCGAGCUCCUCGCUCUCAGCCAUGUCGGGCCGCGGCAAGGGAGGCAAGGGUCUGGGCAAGGGCGGCGCGAAGCGCCACCGCAAGGUGCUCCGCGACAACAUCCAGGGCAUCACGAAGCCGGCGAUCCGGAGGCUGGCGCGCAGGGGCGGCGUGAAGCGCAUCUCCGGGCUCAUCUACGAGGAGACCCGCGGCGUGCUCAAGAUCUUCCUCGAGAACGUCAUCCGCGACGCCGUCACCUACACGGAGCACGCCCGCCGCAAGACCGUCACCGCCAUGGACGUCGUCUACGCGCUCAAGCGCCAGGGCCGCACCCUCUACGGUUUCGGCGGCUAAGCUCGGUCCGCCCCCAAUCUCCGCUCCGGCGGCAUCUCUGGUUCCUGGUCGCCGUGCGCGUCGGUGGUGCUAUGUUUAGCAGCUGUUAGGGUUUCGUGUCGUCUGGUGUCUGUGCUAUCCGGCUGUCUUGUGCAAAGUUAUCUGUCCUGUUUUGUGUGUAUUGGAACAAUGCUAGAUGAAUGAAAUGGAUCUGUGUUUUAGUUACGACUGCA
Molecule: messenger RNA, 592 nt
Organism: Sorghum bicolor (sorghum)
Lineage: Eukaryota; Viridiplantae; Streptophyta; Magnoliopsida; Poales; Poaceae
Product: histone H4
Exons: 1
Coding region: 69-380 (103 amino acids)
Biological process (GO): nucleosome assembly
Cellular component (GO): nucleosome
Molecular function (GO): DNA binding; protein heterodimerization activity; structural constituent of chromatin
Source: RefSeq, a predicted model, not a curated record